CCAAAAGCUUUCUCUCUCUAAAAUCUCUCUCUCUAGAUAUCCGACGAAUCUCCGACGAUGCCGAGCCGAAACUCAGGAGUUAUGGUCCAGGACUGGGAGCCGGUGGUCCUCCAGAAGAAGCCCAAGUCCAGUGCCCUCCGCGACCCGAAGGCGGUGAACCAGGCGAUCCGGUCGGGCGCGCCGGUCCAGACCAUCAAGAAGUUCGACGCGGGAUCAAACAAGAAGACGGCACCAGUUGUCAGCGUGAAGAAGCUCGAGGAGGCGGCCGAGCCAGCGGCGCUGGACCGGGUCUCGACGGAGGUGCGACUGGCGAUACAGAAGGCGCGGCUGGAGAAGAAGAUGAGCCAGGCGGAACUUGCGAAGCGGAUCAACGAGCGGCCUCAGGUGGAGCAGGAGUACGAGAACGGGAAGGCGGUGCCGAACCAGGCGGUGCUGGCGAAGAUGGAGAGGGUUCUGGAAGUGAAGCUCAGGGGCAAAGUUGGGAAAUAGAAAGUGUCCUGUGUUGAAGGUUAAAACGACGGCGUAUUACUGUUGUUCCGUGUCAUGAAAGUAGUGGUGGUGUUGUCAGUUGUGUGGGUGCUUGUGUGGGUCUGUUUUUGUUGUGUGAUCAAAACUGUAAGGAUGUACAAAGAGGCAAAAGAUACGUAGUAGGCUAAACUCGCCAAUGGACUUCAUGAAAUUAAUAGAAUCUGAUGUUUUCGUUGGUUA
Malus domestica (apple) is the source of this 708-nucleotide messenger RNA. Its product is annotated as multiprotein-bridging factor 1c-like. The record is from RefSeq and is a predicted model, not a curated record. Gene Ontology annotation, molecular function: DNA binding. NCBI's taxonomy places the organism in Eukaryota, Viridiplantae, Streptophyta, Magnoliopsida, Rosales, Rosaceae. Gene Ontology annotation, cellular component: nucleus.